Pararge aegeria (speckled wood butterfly) is the source of this 4207-nucleotide messenger RNA. RefSeq names its product tubulin polyglutamylase ttll-4-like. The record is from RefSeq and is a predicted model, not a curated record. The transcript has 15 exons. Lineage: Eukaryota; Metazoa; Arthropoda; Insecta; Lepidoptera; Nymphalidae. The coding region runs from base 526 to 3804 and encodes 1092 amino acids. Gene Ontology annotation, cellular component: cilium. Gene Ontology annotation, biological process: microtubule cytoskeleton organization; protein polyglutamylation. Gene Ontology annotation, molecular function: tubulin binding; tubulin-glutamic acid ligase activity.
UGCCGUGUGUUGGUGAUGAUGGAAAAAAUAGAUCAAUGACGUUUUAAUUCAGUCAAGUUAUACAAAAGUAGUAGUUAGCUUUUCAAAGAAAAACUCCUUUAAUUUUUAUUUUAUUCUUUUUAAGCGUUUUCUAUUCAGUGAAAAUGGUUUUGUAGGUUGUGAAAAGUAAUUAUUAUAAUAAUUGGAAUAGUAGAGUUGCGUUUAUGUUAAAGGAAAAAAAUAUUUACACUCGGAACGCCAUUAUGCUUGUAAACUAAAUUAAUAACGGUGCAGAGUCAAUUUGAAUGUCUCCUAUCCUAGGAAGUAAUUUUCCAUCUAAACAUACUGUGAACUUAUUUGUAAAAGGAAUUGAUUCCUUUCAAUUUUGGCGGGAGACCUGGCACGUUGUUUUGGGCUGUUAGAUGGUGAUCUGUCAGCUGUCGCCGUCUGGCCUCGACGCCUCGUCCUGGACUUUAAGGUCUCGGAGGUGUUUACUUACUGCAAAAUUAGAAGUGCAAUAGUGAUUUUCCUGGUGCGGUGCGAUUGAUGUGGACUUUGGAUAAUGCGUUGCGAUUAGACGCGGAUAUGGAUGGCAUGCGAACGUGUCCAAGCUACGAGGCCGGGUUUGACGCGUGUGAUCCGUUGGGUUCAGUGUUGGAGUGGUCUGGGCGAGGGCCAGCGCGGGUGUUGAGGCGGCGCUGCCGCAGCGAGGGCGUCGAUCGCUCGCCGUACGAGGAUGCGGUGCGCGAGUACCACCGAUCCGCGGACUACGCUCGCAAUCACCGCUCCUUGCCAAACAAGAGCCAUUUUACGAUAAAUAACGGCUACGAAGUGCGAUACGACCGCUUCCACCUCGAGUGCUCUCUACCGGCCGCGGAGAACGGCGACUUCCACAUGGCGCACGAACACAACGGCCACCAUGGUUACCAGCCAGGAAAGUCAAAAUAUCAUAGAAGUCCAACAAGACCGCUGUUAGUGACUACAAUGUCGAACACCAAAUUAGACGACAAUAGGUUGCCAAAAGUUGAGGAAAUGUUUGAAAAGGUUGACCAGGAGAUGAUGGAGGUGACAAUGCCCAAGCAACCUCUGAAGUCAAUACUCAAUAACCACAAGACACAACUGCAGAGCAUAUUGAAGAAACCUAAAAAUAGAUCUUAUCAGGAUACAAAAUCAAUUGUAGAAGGGCGGAGACGGCAGAGGGCUUCAAGUGAAUCGGAUAAUUAUUAUUGUACAUUUCACAUAGGAUCUCCCAUACAAGGUUAUGACAGCCACUUAUCGUACCUAUCAAGCAAUAUGAAACGGGCAAAAGACAACUCUGGCACUGGCUACUCAUAUGGCACAGCCAUUAAUGCACUAAGCAACACACGAGCAAGAUCUCCAACUACUAACUACUCAAAAAGCACUCGGUGUACAUGCAGAGACCAAGUUAUAGUGGCACCCGAGGAGGAAAUUUACAAAAUGCACAUUUUGAGAACCACUGCCAUCAAUAGUGACACGGUUGACGACAUUCCUGUUAUUGAAAUGCCACGUCAAGACACUCACACGCCCACCCGGCCGGCUGUGAGCCCGGCGCUUCCCGUUAGCUCGGUCACAGCCAUUCCCGUAGCCAAGAAACCUGUCAAGACGAAGAAGAAGGCCAAGACGAAAAAGGCCGUCAAGAUGAAAAUAAACAGCAAGGUCGAUGUGCAUGACGUCGAGGACAAUUCGUUAAGCAGAUCACCGUCGCCUGACGGUUACACAGAGCAAUGGCACAUGGAGACAGACGCACACGGCGUCAUAGACAAUCACCUAAAGAUAGAGAAAAGCGAUGUGGAACAUAACUCUGUGGUCAAAAUUACUAGUAAACUCAACGGAACCGUUGUAACACCUAAGAAAGUAGCUUCUAAAGAAUCGCCCUUAUGCCUGCCAGAGCCGAUAAACAACUGCCUCAGGCCGUCCCUGUUCCCUCGGGUACCUCCUUACCUCAAGUUCAUAGGUCACGAGGAGACCGCACCGCUCAAGAUACCGAUGCCAAUACAGAAACACCUCAAGUGGAAACUCACAACAAUCACACCUAUAGUUGUGAAGAAAACUUUGAUCAAUUCGGGGUUCAGACUGGUGAAGAGCGAGUGUGAUACGGCCGAGUGUCCGCAGGAAGAAACAGUAGAAUGGAUAGGCAUAUGGGGUAAACAUAUGAAAUCAUUAAUGUUCCGAGCCAUUAAGGACGGUCAGAAAAUGAACCAUUUUCCGGGAACCUUCCAAAUCGGCCGCAAGGACAGGCUAUGGAGAAACUUACAGAAGUUGGUGACGAAGUAUGGCGUUAGUGAAUUCGGCAUAAUGCCCAAGACCUACGUAUUGCCGCAUGAUCUGAAGAUAUUGAAACACGAUUGGGAAAUGCACGCCGCUAAUGACGAAAGGUGGAUUAUUAAACCGCCCGCCUCAGCCCGUGGGACCGGCAUCAAAGUGGUGUCCCGCUGGACGCAAAUCCCUAAAAAGAAGCCCGUAGUGGUGCAGCGAUACGUGUCCAAGCCGUACCUUAUAAACGGUAGCAAGUUCGACCUCCGAUUGUACGUGCUAGUGACGUCAAUGCACCCGCUACGGAUAUACCUUUAUAAAGAUGGCUUAGCUAGGUUCGCUUCUGUAAAAUAUAACGACGAGUUGACGUCGCUGAACGAUAGAUACAUGCAUUUAACAAAUUACUCCAUUAACAGACUCUCCAAGAAUUAUACGCCCAAUGAAGACUUCUCGGCGUGCGAGGGGCAUAAGUGGACAUUACAGACCCUAUUUCAAUACCUAAAGACUGAACAGAACGUUGACACUGAAGCACUAUGGGAGUCCAUAAAGGACUUGGUGAUCAAAACUAUAAUCUCCGGUGAAGCCAGCAUUAGUUCCUUAACAAAAGCCAAUAUAACCUCUCGAUAUAACUGCUAUGAGUUGUUUGGUAUAGAUGUUCUAUUGGAUGAGGAUUUAAAGCCAUGGCUUUUAGAGGUCAACAUAUCACCAAGUUUGCACAGCGCAUCGCCGCUUGAUAUACACGUGAAGGGCCCUCUAGUAACAACAGUUCUUAACAUUGCCCAGUUCCAAGUUCCAACUAAGACCAACCUAGAUAUUCUAUCGAAGGAGAAGCCUACAAAAUUGGCCGGACUGCCCUAUGACAGUAGAUUGUAUACAGUUUACUUGUCGAAAGAAGAAAGGGAUAAACAUAUUAUUUAUACUAACAUGGAAGACAGAGACAUGUACCUCCGCGACAUUUUGUCAACACUCACGCCAGACGACGUCCGUCACCUCAUCCAAGCGGAAGACGAACUAACGCAGACUGGUCCGAUGGAGCGCGUGUUCCCCACAGAACAUUCCCACAAGUAUCUGGGCUAUCUAGCGGGCCCGCGAUACUACAAUCGACUGUUCGACGCCUGGGAGACGCGGUACUGUUCCAACAGAGAACGCGGUGUGGAGCUCCUGCGCAACCUCUGCGACAUCGGCUACCACCUGGAAGUCCCGCCCGUGCCCCUCAAGCGGGCGGCGGCUCAGCAGUUGGAUCGUUGCAGAAUGACGUGGACGCGCCGUCGCCGCCCGCCUCGGAGAAGCCUUCCGUGCCCUCGCUUGCGUCGGAGCGGGCCUCCGCCUUCUCGCUCGCGUGCCCCGUGCCCCCCGCGCCGGCCACCCACGGACCCCCCGCGCCGGCCUCCCACGGACACCCCGCCCCGGCCUCCCACGGGCCCCCCGCCCGAGGAUGCGCGGACGCCGUCCCCCGAGCGACCGUCAUCGCCGCCCCAACGCUGCAGCCACGAGCCUAGCGCCGCCACAGACGUCAACAUGAACGAGUGCGACAAACCGGUACCGUGUUGACGCCGCUACAGUGCAGAUGACACCAAUGUACAUCGCACCAGUGUGACCUACAACUAUCAUUUCAUCUAUGUAAAGUACACUCCAUUUGUUUCUUACUCAUUUUGUUAUUUAAACAAUCUUUUUAAUUACUUUUACACCAGUGUGAUUUACGAAUUUUAUGUCAUUGAUGUGAAGUAUAUAGUCCAUUUUGUUUCUCAGGCAUCUUAUUAUUUAAACAAUCUUUUUCAUUACUUUUUUGUUCCAACCUAAGCCUAUUAAUGUCCCAUCUACUUUCUCAUUGGAAGGAGGGUUAGAGCUCUGAACCCACCACACUGGUCCGUUGCGAGUUGGAGGGCUUGAACGAUUGCUAUAACACACGUCAGUGAUAACAACCGUGUCUGACGGCUUAUAGUGCUCUUCGGUA